CAGAGGCGGUGGCGGCGAGCCAUUUCAACACUGCUGUCCAUAUAUCCUGUCGUCCGCGUUCUCGCGAGAUCAUGCAGAUGAGCGUCGCGGGCGCGCGUCGAGUGUGCGCAGCCGGUCGGGGCCUGCAGACGUCUGUGUGACAGUAAAGAGAAGUUGGGUGUGGGCCCCGGAGCCGGCCGAGACAGAGUCGCCGAGGCGAUAGGGAGGCCUCCGGAAGACCCCCUUCCAGGCGCACGGGAGGAACGGAGGAGAACUGCGGAUAAGGGAGGGCAGCACCCGGGGCUGGGAGGGGGGAGGGAAUGAAGAUGGCGGACGCCAAGCAGAAGAGGAACCAGCAGCUAAAGCGCUGGAUAGGCUCGGAGACCGACUUGGAGCCGAACAUCGUAAAGCGAAAGAAGUCCAAGGUGAAGUUCGACGACGGGGCCGUGUUUCUGGCCGCCUGCUCCAGCGGGGACAGCGAUGAGGUGCUCAAAUUGCUGGACCGGGGGGCUGACAUCAACUACGCCAAUGUGGACGGACUCACCGCCUUGCACCAGGCUUGCAUUGAUGAUAAUGUUGAGAUGGUCAAAUUUCUUGUUGAAAAUGGAGCCAGUAUUAAUCAACCAGAUAAUGAAGGUUGGAUACCACUACAUGCUGCUUCUUCCUGUGGAUAUGUUGACAUAGCUGAGUAUUUAAUUAGUCAAGGAGCAAAUGUAGGAGCAGUAAAUAGUGAAGGAGACACUCCACUAGACAUUGCUGAGGAGGAGCCAAUGGAGGAACUGCUUCAAAAUGAAGUCAACCGUCUAGGUAUUGAUGUGGAAGCAGCGAGGAAAGAGGAAGAAAGGAUAAUGCUUCGAGAUGCAAGACAGUGGCUAAACAGUGGCCAGAUAAGCGAUGUUCGACAUGCAAAAUCAGGAGGCACAGCUCUGCAUGUAGCAGCUGCAAAGGGUUACACUGAAGUUUUAAAGCUCUUAAUUCAAGCAGGUUAUGAUAUUAAUGUUAAAGAUUAUGAUGGUUGGACGCCACUUCAUGCAGCUGCCCACUGGGGCAAGGAAGAAGCUUGUAGGAUCCUAGUAGAAAACCUUUGUGACAUGGAUACUGUCAAUAAAGUGGGUCAGACUGCACUUGAUGUUGCAGAUGAAGAUAUUUUAGGAUAUUUGGAAGAACUUCAGAAGAAACAAAAAUUGCUUUUGAGUGAAAAACAAGAUAAGUCUCCAUUAAUCGAGUCUUCUACUACCGAAAACAACCAGCCAAUAAAAACACUGAAAAAAGAUACUUUAAUUAUUGAGCAAGAGAAGAACCUUUCAACUAUUGAGUCUCUUGAACAAGAAAAGGCCGAUGAGGAAGAUGAAGGAAAGAAAGAUGAGUCUAGCUGUUCUAGUGAAGAGGAGGAGGAAGAAGACUCUGAAUCUGAAGCAGAAACAGAUAAAGCCAAACAGUCUGCAAAUAGUACAAAUAUUAGAUCUCAAGCGACCACUGGAACAACUGUACCUUCUACCGUGGCAUCUGGGCAAGUCACACCUACAUCACCAAUAAAGAAGUUACCUACUCCAGCCACCAAAAUAUCACCUAAAGAAGAAGAAAGGAGAGACGAGUCUCCAGCAUCAUGGCGCCUAGGACUUCGUAAAACAGGAAGUUAUGGUGCCUUGUCUGAGAUUACUGCAGCCAAAGAAGCUCAGAAAGAAAGAGACUUUACUGGUGUCAUGCGUUCUGCCUCAAGUCCAAGACUUUCUUCUACCCUAGAUAAUAAAGAAAAGGAGAAAGAUGGUAGAGGGACACGGCUUGCAUAUGUAGCUCCAACAAUACCUAGGCGCCUUGCAAGUACUUCUGACAUAGAAGAAAAGGAAAAUAGGGAAUCAUCUGUCGGUUUUUCACGUAUUGGUAGUUCCUAUACAAGGAGAAAAUGGGAAGAUGAAAAGAAAAAUAGUCCUGUGAAUGAGAUUUUAAGUACAGCCUAUCAACGAAGUGGCUCUUUUGGUAGACGGCAAGAUGAACUUAUUGGUUCCGGUGUUUCCGGUUCAACAUCAGGUUCUACACCAACGGUCACAUCUUCUGGGCUUACAAGAAGUCUUUCUAGCACUAUUAGUAAUGCAAGAAGCACACCGGCUUCUUUAGGCUUAUCAAGCAGUACCUCAAACCGUUUCUGGGCAGUGGAGAGUUCUGAAAAAGAGAAGGAACCUGUCCCUACAGCAGUCACCAUUCCAGUUGCCCCAACAGUUGUAAAUCCCGUUACUACAUUCACAUCUAUGACCACAACUUCCUCUGGCACUGUUCCUUCCACAACAGAGGUCAGGGAGAGACGCAGGUCAUACCUCACUCCAGUUCGGGAUGAAGAAUCUGAAUCCCAGAGAAAAGCAAGAUCCAGACAGGCCAGGCAGUCCAGAAGAUCAACACAGGGAGUGACAUUAACGGAUCUUCAAGAAGCAGAGAAAACAAUUGGCAGAACUCGCCCUACUCAAACUAAAGAUCAGGAAAGUGAAGAAAAACAAGACAAAGAAAAACAAGAAGAAAAAAAAGAUUUGGAAAAUAGAAAUGACGAUUACCGGUACAGAUUCUCCCGCAGCGCGGAUGAGAGGUACAAGCUGUUAUCCAGUGCUGCGGUCACAUCGUCAUCCACGCCAUCACUUUCUUCAUCUACUAGCUCUUUAUAUACUUCAAGUCAGUUAAACAGACCAAGCAGCCUAACUAGUCUCUCAUCUUCAUACUCCAACUUCUCAAGGCUUACUUCAAAAGAGCCAGAAAAAGAUGAAAGGAAAGAGGAGGAAAAAGAAUCCGAAGACAGAUCUCAGUCAAAAUCAAUACGAGAAAGGCGGCGGCCAAGAGAAAAGAGACGUUCUACAGGUGUUUCCUUUUUGCCCCAAGAUAGUGAUGAAAAUGACCAAGAGCAUGCGUCGGACACAGAUGACAGCACCAACAGGAAAGACAGCCGAAUAGACAUCCUGUCAAGGUAUCCGGGAACUUCAGGUAUUUUAUCCAGUGACCGAUAUGAAUCAAAUAUUGGAUCUUCUAGUUAUUUAGAAAGAGGAAAACUUUACAGCAGACUAUACAGAGAUGAUUCAACAGAUUUUAAAAAGUUGUAUGAACAAAUUAUAGCAGAAAAUGAGAAGUUAAAGGCCCAGUUGCAUGACACCAACCAGGAAUUAACAGAACUAAAGUUACAGCUUGAAAAAGCAACACAGCGGCAAGAACGAUUUGCAGAUAGAUCACUUCUAGAAAUCGAAAAAAGGGAAAGAAGAGCUUUGGAGAGACGAAUAUCUGAAAUGGAAGAAGAACUUAAAAUGUUACCUGACCUGAAAGCAGACAACCAGAGGCUGAAAGAUGAAAAUGGAGCCUUAAUCAGAGUUAUAAGCAAGCUUUCCAAAUAGAAAAUGGUUUUACCACAGCAGCAGUUUAAUGGCAUUGCACAUGUGUAACUCCAGUGGACCAUAGUGUGGCAGUCACUGGAUCUGUGGGGGAAUAUUCCUUGGCAACUGUAACUUUCACAAAUCCUGCCAAACUCCCUCCUCCUUCUUUUUUUUUUUUUUUCCAUUUUGUACAAAAGAAAAUUUGUUUUGUAUUAAAGUGCGGCUGCUGAGGGGAGAAAAAGUGACUAUGAAUUCUUGUUUACAGUUACAAAGUGCAAGAAAAGUGUUCAAGGCCAGAAGCCUCCUAUAUUUAACCAGUAAGCCUUAGUUGUACAUAUGCCUUUUUGCUAUCAAGCAGCUUUCUGCUACCACAGACAGUUACCACACAGUUUAUGUUGUGCCACACAUGAAAUCUUUCAGUUCACUUUAUUUUUACUUCUAUGUAACAUUCUCUUGAAAUUUUAAGUCGGGUGACUGUGCCAGCAAUUCUUUCAUAUAGUUUGUAGACCGCUUAUUGAAGUACUGUACGUAGCCUGUCAUGUUCACGCUGAUGUUGUACUGACACAGCUUACUGGGAUGUCGGCAACAGAGCUACAGGUUGACUAGGCCUAAUGUAUAGGUUUACAGAAACUCGAAGUGUCACAGUUCAUGACCAUUAGGAAAUCAGUUUUAAUGACUUAUUUGACUACUCAGACAUUAGAGGGGAAGUUGCACUUGGUGUGCUAAGCUAAUCUCUGUAAAAUGAGAAGGUAAAACCUUUUCCCUUCUAGCCAUCACUUUUAUAAGGUUUGAAUGAGAUAUUCAGUACUAUAGCCUCCAUACUCCUUUUUAGCAGGUACUGAGUUGUUUUUUUUUUUUUUUUUUGCAUGUGUAUAUAUUUGUGUGCGUGUAUAUACAGAAGUAUAUAGAUAUGCUAGUUUAUAUCUAUAUAUUGGUAUAUAUGGAGAAGCUGUAUCGUUUCCAAACCACUGUGUGGCAUGCUCAGAUCCACUUCCUUGUCCGCAAUGUCUGUUACUCCAGGUUAGAUUAUUCCUAAGUAGUAGUGAUCUUAAUAAAGUUCAGUCAUUUUAUGGUAUAUUGUCUAUUUUAUGGAGGCGUGACUUUAGUUAUAACUGUAAAAUAUUCUGAUUUUGUUAUUUUUCUUUUUAAGUCACAACUAUUAAAAGUAUGUUAUUAUUUCACUACAUUUCAUGUUUCUUUUGAGUGCUGUCAAUAUCAUUUUGUGCUAGUCAGUGAAGUCACGAUGCUUAUAAUUCUAACAUGCACUCUCUUGUGUAAAUGCACUGUUAUCAUGUCAGAAGGCAUGUAAUUUAAUACCACCAUCAUAUCUAUUUUCUACAUUUCAGUGGCCUUUUUGCAGAAAGUAAAAGUAACAAAUAUUAUAAAUAUGUAUGUGUAUACGGCUAAGUGAGAGUUGCUGCUUUUUUCCUUUUUUUUUUUUUCUUUUUUAAAGCUUUUAUAUUUUCACUGACCUAUGAGAAUGACGGCAUAACAAUGGCACAUGAAUUAUCUAAUCCACUGAAACAGCUUGGUCAUUAAAACAAAGUUGUAAAUUGUAAAGCUUUCAGCAGCUAUUGUAUUGUUGACUAUAAUGUAUACUAUAUUAAAUGUGAAUUUGUACCCCUUUAAUUUACGAAAGAAAAAAAAAAAGGUCAUUGUGAUCUACUGCCUAUUUUUGGGGGGAUUCUUUGGUUAUCCAGACUUUAUGUCCUUCUGUUUUGGUUUCUACGUUUUAUGGAGAUACAUUGCCUUGCUCUUACUGCCAAGCUCAGGAUUCUUGACUUUUUAAAGGUACAAAGAUAAUAGUGGGGUGUUGCUGUUCAUUUAUUGUGUAUGUGAGGGUCUUAAAGAGUUGCAUCUUGAGGAUGCAAGUAAAAGAACUGUACAGCAGACGACGAAACUGCACGAUUGUGGAGAUGCUAGAUUGCUUAAAUUAUGGGUUAUACUUGGCAAACGUUUGGGUGUCUGUGAAGAAUGAUUAAAUAUUUCUAAUUUAGUAUUUUAUAUUUAGUUUAUUUAUUCUUUAUCUAAACAGAUUGGCUACUGUGCUACAGUGAUUUUAUUGGUGGUAAUGAGCAAGCUCUGUAUCUGCAUGAAACUCCUAACAAACCUAGUCUUUUGAGAAAAGUGUAUUUUGACAUAUACAAAUAAAAAUGAAUUAAACUA
Messenger RNA from Nanorana parkeri, 5489 nucleotides. RefSeq names its product protein phosphatase 1 regulatory subunit 12A (gene PPP1R12A). The transcript is spliced from 25 exons. Gene Ontology annotation, molecular function: enzyme inhibitor activity; protein kinase binding; phosphatase regulator activity. Gene Ontology annotation, biological process: signal transduction. Gene Ontology annotation, cellular component: Z disc; A band; cytoplasm. The record is from RefSeq and is a predicted model, not a curated record. NCBI's taxonomy places the organism in Eukaryota, Metazoa, Chordata, Amphibia, Anura, Dicroglossidae. The coding region runs from base 300 to 3344 and encodes 1014 amino acids.